Mangifera indica (mango) is the source of this 900-nucleotide messenger RNA. RefSeq names its product plasma membrane-associated cation-binding protein 1-like. The transcript has 4 exons. Gene Ontology annotation, cellular component: plasma membrane. Lineage: Eukaryota; Viridiplantae; Streptophyta; Magnoliopsida; Sapindales; Anacardiaceae. The coding region runs from base 175 to 735 and encodes 186 amino acids. The record is from RefSeq and is a predicted model, not a curated record.
AUUUUCACCACCUUAAUGGAGCCAUAAAUUCAGAACGACAGUUUGGCUCAAACGUCAGUUGCUCUGAGGUCGACUUUGAGUGAAGCUUUUGUAGACGACAACACACACACACACACACAACCAACAAGCUCUGCCACCAUUGUUAUUUCUUCAUUAUUCCUUAAUUUUCUAGAAAUGGGGUACUGGAAAUCCAAAGUUCUUCCAAAGAUCAAGAAGGUCUUCGAGAAAAAUGGAGCUAAAAAGGCUGCUGCUGCUGAAGCCUGCAAGUCCUUUGAUGAUUCAAAGGAAGACAUCAAUAAGGAGUUUAAAGAGAAGAAAACUGAGCUCCAACCUAAAGUGAUUGAAAUCUAUGAAGCUUCUUCCACUGAAAUCAAGACUCUUCUUAAAGAACCAAAGGAAGCAGGCUUAAAGAAGCACUCCACUUCAGUGCACAAGUUUCUUGAAGAUCUAGCGAAAAUUGAGUUUCCGGGAUCGCAACCGGUGGUUGAAGCAUCAUCAAAAUACGGAGCAGCCCUAGUUCCCGGACCGGUGUUGUUUGUGCUGGAGAAAGUUUCGACGUUUGUUGUCACAGAAGAGCCAGCAAAGGGAGGAGAAAAACCUGGAGAAGGUGAAGAAACAAGUGGGGUUAAAGAGAAAGAGAUAGAUGCUGAAGAAGAGAAGAAGGAAGAAGAAGUUGCAGAGAAAAAUCCUGAAACUGAAGCUGCAAAGGAGGAACCUGAGCCUCCAAAACCUUGACAGCACGAAGAAGAAGAGUGGACAUUCAGAAGAAGCAAGUGAAGUAUUUUGUGAAAUUGUUUUUAUUUAAUAUUUUAUGAAGAAAUUAAAAAAAUUUAACUUUUGUUAUUCUUCAUUGGUAUGAUGAUUAUAUGUUCCGGUUUUAUUGAUUUGUAAUUUGUUUUU